Symbiodinium sp. CCMP2592 is the source of this 1344-nucleotide messenger RNA. Lineage: Eukaryota; Dinophyceae; Suessiales; Symbiodiniaceae. The record is from the annotation of a GenBank genome assembly.
AUGGCGCGUAGCCAUGGAAUCGUCCGGAAGCCUCGACAGAUCUGCUUCCUUGCGACUUUGGCUCGUGCCGAGUUGGGCCCAGCAGAGAGCCUCCUGUGCCAGAGUCUCCACUUGAGUUUCGAGCGCUGGACGCGGGCAGCUGGGCGCAUCAGCGAGCCUCGUCCCUGGUUUUACCGCGCGACACCACGGCAGCAUUGCCAGGAUGUGGAUGAGACCGUCAACCAAGCGUUUUUCGAGGCGACGUCUGUGGGCGAGUUUUUGCACGAUCUUGAGAAUUCAGCAGGCUAUGGUAUGCUGAGUGAGGGAAGACAGCUCCAAGCAGAUCUCAGCAGUCUCGUGGCAGAGCUGCGACCAGAGUCGACGGUAAGCCAAGUGAAGCUGGCAGACCUUCCAGCAAAGGUGCCAUUGCAGUUUGAAUUCCCGAGCCUGGGCUCGGGAAGCAUUGCCAUCUCCUCCGACGUACAGGAGUAUCGGGCGGAUAUGAACUGCCCAGAUUCGAUUUCUGCAAUCCGGACCGUAGAGAACUGGUAUCUUCCCCACGGCUUCGAGGUGAUCUACCCUCUCUCACAGCCCCCCAUCUCCAGGGGCUCCCUUCGAAAACUCCGGGUCUUGCCGUGGGCCCCGCGGCUGGUGGGCUGUCAGCCAAAGCUCUGGUACCGCAGCCGCCGUGGAAGAACGGAAGAUGAGGCCUUGCGGUCUCUUCACCAGGAGGUCUGCAAGUGCCUGGUACGGGCCAGGAACAGCACAAACGUCUUCUCCGGUGCGGGGAUUGCCGACUCAGACGUGGAGCUCUUUGUGCAGCUUCGGACUCUUGCGUUUUGGGCCAAAGACCCCAUCCCGGUGCACGCAUUCGUCAUCGGCAACUCCUUCGGCUUCUCUGCCCUUGUGCUGGGACUGCUCUUUGCGAGAAACGGGUCCGCUUCCUCCGUCGGCUCCGUGGACGUCCUGGACGAGGAGCCGGACUCCUGCACACGCACCGGGGGGUGGCUGACACGGCAGAUUGCACGGGUCCAGGGCCUGAACGUCUCCUUGACCAGGGGCAGGUCGCCGAAAGACGUGCCGAAAGCCAUGCGGACGCGGACUUACAACCUGGCCUUCAUUGAUGGUGGCCACAGCACUUCACAAUUGCAAAAGGACUUCGAGGCAGUUCAGCCGUUUUUGGCACAGCGCACCCUGGUCGUCCUGCACGACGUGGUCCUCUAUGGAAUGUACGAGUUUGUCCUGGGAUACUUCAAGGAGCCGUGGCACAUACAUCUGGUAAAGGGCUGCGCUUACAAGAACAUCUGUGGCACCGUGCUGCUGCACCGAGGCGACUUCCCAGACAAUGCCUUUGAGUCGCUCUAA